Penicillium angulare is the source of this 3798-nucleotide messenger RNA. Its product is annotated as ABC transporter ATP-binding protein. Gene Ontology annotation, molecular function: ATP binding; ABC-type transporter activity; ATP hydrolysis activity. The transcript is spliced from 6 exons. The record is from RefSeq and is a predicted model, not a curated record. NCBI's taxonomy places the organism in Eukaryota, Fungi, Ascomycota, Eurotiomycetes, Eurotiales, Aspergillaceae. Gene Ontology annotation, biological process: transmembrane transport. Bases 1 to 3798 code for a protein of 1265 amino acids. Gene Ontology annotation, cellular component: membrane.
AUGAACAGAUCAUUUGAGGAUAUUCUGUUAAAUGAUGUUCAACCAAUUGCCGGGGAGUCAUGCGCGGUACAAGUGAUCGAAGCGGAGGUUGAUAUCCCACCUAGCACAGCAAACCUGUUCUCAAUUUACCGGCAAGCAAGCACAGCGCAGAUAUGCAUAAUAUUUGUUUCCACGGUCUGCGCGGUAAUUGCAGGUGCUGCGAUGCCAUUGGUAACAGUGGUUUUUGGCUCUUUUGCGAACGAUCUCGUCGUUGAACAUGAUGCGACAUCAAAUGAUGUCCGAGUUCAUACAAAACAUCUCGCGGUUCAACUGAUAUACAUUGCGUUUGGUUCCUUCAUCACGACAAUGGUCAGCGCCUGGGGCUUCAAUCUGGUCGGGGAACAGAUCACGCGACAACUCCAAAGAAAAUACCUUGAUUCAGUUCUCCGGCAAAACAUAGCGUUUUUCGAUGUGACUGGAGCUGGCGAGUUGACAAGGUAUAUUGAUCAUGAUAUGAAAUUGAUUCAAGUAGGUAUUUCCCAGAAGGUGGCAGAAAUCAUCUCCGGAGUCUCCGGGUUUGUGAUUGCUAUUGUGAUCGCAUUCAUGAGGAAUCCACUUUUCGCCUCAAUUAUGAUCUCUCAACCAUUGGCUCUUCUUUCGCUAGUGUCAAGCAUGGGAUUCUGGCUGAGCGCCACACAGAAAAAGGGAUUAGCUCAAUACGUGACAGCAGAGAAUCUCGCGCAACAAGUUCUCAGUGCAAUGGGGAAUGUCAUUUCUUACGGGAGUCAAGAACGAUACGCCAAGAAAUAUUUUGAUGUUUUGAAACUGCCAACGGCUUUUGACGUUCGAGAGAGACUGAUAUUCGGCUUGAUUAUCGCGGGGUCCUAUCUGAUAAUGCAUUGGACAAACGGCUUAGGGAUAUGGCAAGCAAACCGCCUUUACCACGAGGGACUUUGCACCUUGUCCGAAGCUUUGACUAUCCUAUACGCGACAGCUGUUGCUGGUGGAAUGCUGACUCAAGCAUUGCCUUCCUUAGCAGACAUUACUCAAGCAAACGGCGCAGUGAGUCGAGUAUUUUCUAUCAUUCAUCGCCCGUCGACAUUAGAUUACGAGGAGCGUGUUGGAGACAAAUUUGGCUCAAUUCGAGGAGAGAUAAGAUUCGAAAAUGUAACAUUUUCUUAUCCAUCCCGACCGGAAAAGUCCGUUCUACAAGGUGUCAGUUUCAACGUCUUUCCCGGCCAGACUGUUGCCUUGAUAGGCCCGUCUGGGUCCGGAAAAUCAACACUCUUCAAUCUUCUGGAGCGCCUCUAUCCCCCACUCGGCGGACAAAUUUUAGUAGAUGACCAACCGAUUGAAGAGCUGAAUGUUUCGUGGCUACGGUCGCAAAUUGGCUAUGUUAGUCAAGACCUUGCAUUGUUCGACGCGUCAAUUCAUGAGAAUGUUGCCCAUGGACUGAACCAGGCAUCUAGAGAGAAAUUGGAUUAUUUCGCAACAGGAAGACUGGUUGUUCAUGCUUGUCAAGUCGCACAAAUCCACUCCUUCAUCAGCCAUCUACCACAGGGAUACAGGACCGUGAUAGGGCCAAAUGGAUGCAAACUCUCAGGAGGCCAAAGACAAAGGCUUGCUAUCGCUCGCGCAAUAAUCUCUCAACCACCUAUACUACUUCUCGACGAGGCCACAGCUGCCAUGGACAGUGAAUGUGAAAAGGAGGUUCAAGAGGCGAUCCGAUCGGCUGCUGUCGGGCGAACGACUCUUAUCAUAGCCCAUCGCUUAUCGACAGUUCGGCAUGCUGAUAUGGUCGUUGUCAUGAAAGAUGGUGAAAUACUUGAGCAAGGAUCCCAUACAGAGCUAUACACGUCUUCUCUCCUAUACCAGGGGCUAGUGAAGCAGCAGACACUCCGCCCGCCCGACCCAUCCAGAUAUAGCAAUGCUAAUCUACUGUCAUGUCCGGCGACAGCACCGAAAAUAGAAGGCAAAGGCUCAACGGAGAUUUACACAGUCGAGACUUCAGAUGGCCCAGCACUAUCAAUUCAAGGUCGAAACAGUAGUGUAAGGAAUGUGUGGAACAUCAACAAACCCGAACUGCCGUAUACUAUACUAGGAAUCCUGUUCAGUAUCCUUGCUGGUAUAUCAUACCCAGUACAAGCAAUAUUCUUUGGGAACGGAAUUAUAUCGAUUAUUCGACCUGCAUUGAGUACUGGGGGAAGAGAUAGCCAAUUCUGGGCGCGAAUGUAUCUCAUCCAUGGUGCCGCCGCGUUUCUGAUUUACUUUAUGCGAGGGUACUGUUUCGCCAUUUCAGCAUCUCGACUAAACCACAGGGCCCGAUCACAGCUCUUCAAAUCAUUACUCUACAAAGGACUUCCAUUUUUCGACCGCGAGAAUAAUUCCGUGGGGUGUCUGAUCAGCUUUCUUUCAUCAGGAACCCGAAAGAUUACCGGUAUUUCUGGAACAUCUGUCGGUCUCUUCUUCGAGAGCACAUUCAUGCUCGCAGCGGGGAUCAUAGUUGGAUGUGUCUUCGGAUGGAAGCUAGGCGUUGUCAUUAUGGUUACUGUUCCAUUUGUUGCGACAUCUGGAUUUUUGCAAUACUAUGUCACGCAAAGAGACCAGAGACACACCAAAAGAGACACGAAGCCUAUCUCCAUCGCCCACGAAUCAUUCACUGUCAUUAGGACAAUUACAGUCCUAGGGUUACAGCAGAGCAUAAAGGAGAAGUUUGAAAUGGAAAGCAAAGUGGAUAAACAAAGUAGAUACUGGUUUAUCUCUGCAACUGUGUAUGGUUGCUCCUCUAUGUUCCGGAUACUGAGCAUUGCAUUCGUCUUCUGGUACGGAGGAACCUAUCUUGUCGCAAACGGCGAGUACAAUAUUCAACAGUUUCUCAUCUGCUUUGCAGCGACCAUAUGGGGAUCUCAAUCCGCAGCAGCCCUCUUCGCCCAAGCACCAGAUAUUGCGGGAGCUCGUGCGGCUGCAGUGCGAUUGAACGAAUUGAUGGGCCCGGCCAGGUCUCGCUUUCAUCAAUAUGGCAAUAACCACGGUUCCCUACCGGCGCCGAGUCCCUUCGCAGAGCCUCUUUCUGUGCGAAGGAUCAAUUUCCACUACCCAGAUCGUCCAUCACAACUCGCUCUCGAUGAUGUCACUUUCGCCGCGCCCGUUGGUUCCUUCGUUGCCUUGGUCGGUGCUUCGGGCAGCGGUAAAAGUUCGGCAAUUAACCUUAUCGAACGGCUUUACUCUCCCAAAUCAGGAAAUAUAUUGCUUGGCAAACACGAUAUCGAGGAAUAUGAUGUCGACUCGUAUCGCGGAUAUAUGGCGCUGGUCGACCAGAAUCCAUGCUUAGUUGGGGACGAUCUUCGAGAAUGUCUGCAAAGUACUGCAGAGGAGAUUUCAGAUGACGAGAUAAUGGAUGUUCUAAACACUCUUGGCCUUGCAGGCUUCGUGAUGUCGCUACCUGAUGGGUUAAGUACUCCUAUCAUGGCCAACGGUGCUACUCUGUCUGGUGGUCAACGGCAACGGAUUGCAAUUGCCAAGGCAUUAUUGAGAAACCCCAAGAUUCUUCUUCUCGAUGAAGCGACAUCCGCGCUCGACACAGCGUCUGAACAAUUGGCUCAACAUGCCCUUCAAGAUGGGACUAUUGAUCGAAUUACGGUUGCAAUAACUCAUCGUAUAAAGACCAUUGUUGACGCAGAUUUGAUUCUUGUUUUCGAUCGUGGGCGCAUCAUCGAACGUGGAAAUCAUGAUGAUUUGAUGGAACUUGGUGGGAAAUACUACCAGAUGGCUAGACUACAAGAGUUGGAUGAGGUUGACUAUACUAAUAUUGGGAGCUAA